CGUAAUUACCAUUUUCUCCUUCUCUCUCUCCCUCCCCCCUUUUUCCUCUGCCUGUCUCUCUGGCUCUUCGCUGUUUUCUGUUUCUCUGCUUGCUCUUGUCUAACAGUCUUCUUCUGCAUUGUUCUCUUGCAACUCAUAGCCAUGAAGACUUUUCUGGGACAGGCUCUCAUCCCAUUUCGCUGUGCUUUAUAGGGUCAUAAUCUUUAUAUAUAGAGAGAGGGGACGUGGUUAUCUUCUUUUUUUCUUGGCGUAAAAAACGGGCAGAAUUUUCAGGAUGUUGCAGGAUGUCAUCCACGCUCCACCGCCACCUCCACCUCCACCCCAGGCGGAGCAGCAACUCACCAAUAUUGAUGAAAUCUCAAGCCCAAUCAGUGCUCGAAUUUUCGAGCUUUGCGACCCUGAAUUGUUCCCUGAGACCCUCCAGAAUUCUGAGGUUACCUCCAGCUCAAACUGUUGCUAUGAAGAGAAUUCCUCCUAUGCCCCGAACAUAUCUCUAGCUUCAGAUGUGGACAAUAAGUUCAACAAUAGCAAUACAAUCACCAACCCAACCAGCACAAAUCCAACCAGCAGCGGUGCGGCUGCCGCCACCGCCGCCGCCGACAACAAUAAUACAGCCAACAAUAGCAAUCUGUCCAUUGUCUUUGACUCCCAGGAUGAAAUUGACAAUGACAUUUCAGCCUCCAUAGACUUCUCAUCAUCUCCUGCUGCUUUCCCUGUCCCUCCAUUUCUGCCACUCACAACUCAACAGGACCAGCAAUUUGAUUUCUCUUCACUGCAGCCUCAGGUCACACUCGCAGCCAGUUCAGUUGUGGAAGGCCUUGCACACUACGCCACUGACUCUGCUGUUGCACCUCUUAUGGGGGCUUCAUUAGCUUCUGUUUUUGAAGAGGAUUGCUUAUCUUCUGUCCCUUCUUAUGUGCCUUUGAACCCUUCAUCUCCUUCUUGCUCUUAUCUCAACCCCGGUAUAGGACCUUACAUGCCUCUUGGUCCCCUUAAUACUGCCUUAUCUGCUGAUAGUUCGGGGAUAUUUGGUGGGAGCAUUCUCCUAGGCUCUGAACUUCAGGCACAGGAACUGGAUUACCAGGGAGAAAAUGGUACAAUUUAUUGUCCAGAUUCAAUUCAAAGGGUUUUCAAUCCUCCAGACCUCCAGGCACUUAGUGCUGAGAAUCAGCAACUUGUAGCUGGGGCUGGGAGUUCCACCACUUUGACACCAGAAAUAUCAAACUUGGAGGAUUCUACCUUCAAGGUCGGAAAACUUUCUGUUGAGCAAAGGAAAGAAAAGAUUCAUAGAUACAUGAAGAAAAGGAAUGAGAGAAACUUCAGCAAGAAAAUCAAGUAUGCUUGUCGCAAAACUCUAGCAGAUAGCAGGCCUCGGGUCAGAGGAAGGUUUGCAAAGAAUGAUGAUUUUGGAGAUAAUCACAGACCCGCUUGUAGCAAUCACGAAGAAGAUGAUGAAGACGACGUGGUUGUGAAGGAAGAAGAUGAUAUGGUUGAUUCCUCAGAUAUUUUUGCUCAUAUCAGUGGAGUGAACUCCUUCAAAUGCAACUAUUCCAUCCAGUCCUGGAUUUGACUCAACAACACAGUCUGAUCACACUACACACAUAGAGAUUUAGUUUAGAAAAUUUGCAGGGCCCUGUUCCAUCCAUCCUGGUUUGAUGGUUUAAGGAAAGUAAAUAAUUGGGGUCGUCGUAUUAAUCCCAAUAAGAGUCAGGAGAUAUAUAUAUAUGUUAUAUUAUAUAUACUCACACCCACAAAUCUAUAUCUAUAUAGAAACGACGAAAGAAAAUUAAUGUAUACAUUUUUGCACAUAUUACAUUCAAGUCAUUACUUGCACCUACAGAAGUGUCCCAAGUUUUUAUACAUGAACGCAAGGCAAAAAUCUUGGAGCUCAUUGAUGCAUUGUUUUUAUAUAUGAUGAUGUUUAAGAACUAGCCUUGAAGAUGAAGUGAUUUUCAUCACAGGCUUGAAAUAUGUUUCUUUGAACUGUUACAAGGCAUUUGAAAGAGAAGAUAAGUUGCAUGA
Prosopis cineraria is the source of this 2022-nucleotide messenger RNA. RefSeq names its product two-component response regulator-like APRR7. The record is from RefSeq and is a predicted model, not a curated record. Gene Ontology annotation, biological process: regulation of flower development. The coding region runs from base 275 to 1570 and encodes 431 amino acids. Gene Ontology annotation, molecular function: protein binding. Gene Ontology annotation, cellular component: nucleus. NCBI's taxonomy places the organism in Eukaryota, Viridiplantae, Streptophyta, Magnoliopsida, Fabales, Fabaceae. The transcript is spliced from 5 exons.